AUGGGAUCAGCGAUAUUUGUUUUUGGUUGUCUUUUGGUUGUAGCUCUAGUCUUGAAUCGAAUUUCUUAUUUGUUGCGUAUUUCUGUUUGUUUGUCUUUUUUGUUUGUCUUUGUUUUGGUAGUUUUUUUCUUUUCAUCAGAUUGUACUGUGGUUUUCUGUUGA
Messenger RNA from Melampsora larici-populina 98AG31, 162 nucleotides. RefSeq lists its product as uncharacterized. The record is from RefSeq and is a predicted model, not a curated record. NCBI's taxonomy places the organism in Eukaryota, Fungi, Basidiomycota, Pucciniomycetes, Pucciniales, Melampsoraceae. Bases 1 to 162 code for a protein of 53 amino acids. The transcript has a single exon.